Toxorhynchites rutilus septentrionalis is the source of this 342-nucleotide messenger RNA. Its product is annotated as cuticle protein 19.8-like. Bases 1 to 342 code for a protein of 113 amino acids. The record is from RefSeq and is a predicted model, not a curated record. The transcript has 2 exons. NCBI's taxonomy places the organism in Eukaryota, Metazoa, Arthropoda, Insecta, Diptera, Culicidae.
AUGGACAAGCUCAUCGCAAUUGUCGCGUGCUGGAUCGCUGUGGUCUCUGCGCUGCCAUUCAGAGAGCACGCGCAUCCGGCCGGACAUCAUCUGCAAUACGAGCUUGAGUAUGGUGUUAAGGAUGUCCUCAGUGGCGAUGAUAGGACCCGUUGGGAACAGCGUGACGGGCAUCAUAUGAAGGGAUCCUACUCUGUGAAAAAAGCGGACGGAAGUCGCCCCGACGCUGAUCAUCACACCAAUGCUAACGGAGGAAUCCAGAUUCUGGUCAAGCAUGUUGGCGACCAAACUAUAGCACCAGAAACUACGACGCAUGGUUAUCCUGGCUGGGCGUUGUGGUGGUAG